Wyeomyia smithii (pitcher-plant mosquito) is the source of this 1904-nucleotide messenger RNA. RefSeq lists its product as uncharacterized. Bases 221 to 1057 code for a protein of 278 amino acids. Lineage: Eukaryota; Metazoa; Arthropoda; Insecta; Diptera; Culicidae. The record is from RefSeq and is a predicted model, not a curated record. The transcript is spliced from 3 exons.
CCUCUGAUCCAAGUCUCGUACUCGUCUGAUAAAAAAAACGGUUUUGUUUUAUUUUGGGGCCCCCACCUAAAACUGGACCAUGGCCCCCAAAAUCGUUAAUCCGGCUCUGGAUAUCUUUCACAGACAAAUUGUAAAUCUGGCGGCAACCGUGGAAUAUUUUCUACUGGUGCUGCGGAUUUGUUUUAAUUGCUGAUGUGUGUAAACAUAACCUGUUUGAAAUAUGGAAAUUGUUAAUGAUGAAUUACUGAAACAGGAUUUACUAGUCGUUGAUAUUUUUCUUUGCAGUUCAACAAAAGUGAAAUCAAGCAAAAUGAUAGCCUGUGAGAAAUUGGAUAAUAAUAACCUAGCGCCAAAUUUUGGGAUUACCGCCGGAACUGGAAAUAACAACAACAGCAGUGAAAACAUCUUCAUCGACAUUCCAACACCGUCGACAAGGAGUAUUUCACCGCUUUCAUCCACAUCUCCGGGGAAGGAUAAAUCCUAUGGAUUCUUUCAAAACAUUUACAGAAAAAUCAGUUUAAAAUCAAGUGACGAGAUCAGUAACAUGAAUCGUGAUGAGGAUUCACGAAGUUCGUCCGUAGAUUCGUGUUCCUCGCUCAGUGACCGCCUGCAGCCGGUGGCGAAACGACAGUCCAGUCAUUGCGUGAAAUCAACAGAACAAAUCCUAGCGUUGGAACUUUCUAGCACUUCGAGUGAUUCUGUAAGCAAUUCUUCCCGUGAUGCCGACAAAUCAACGCGCACUUCGAGGCGCUCCUCGAUGCGAAAGCUUUUGGAGAAUUUAAACAUUAAUACACCUGCAAGGACCCGAUCGCUGUCGUGCAGUAGUACCUCGGUUAACAUACUUAAUCAGAAGAGCCUAAAACAAAAAACGGAAUCGAAAUCAUCGCUAUUCAAUACCAGCAGUUCAACGGCUCUCGCGAAUAGUACACCCAGUAAACCACCGCCGAAGAAAAUUCUCCGACGGCCAGUUUCGUACACUUACCUGCGAGGAAUCUCCGGGCUGCCCACACAACGUGUUCCCAGGUCAUCAAUCUGCUGCAGUUAUUACGGACGCUAAAGCGGAACCUUCGAAGUUGUAACCGAGAAAUCGAGUCUCAAGAUAAAUUUCUCAAAUAUCAUAUCAACACACACUGUAAAAAAAAAACCGAGCAAGACUUUUUUCACCUGAUAGAAGAAAACUAGACCAGUUGAACGAACUUAGUGACUGAUUUAUGCACUCGAACGUGUUAACUGAAAAUAGAACUUGAUUGGCAUUCAGUACCUUUGUAAGUGAUUUUCGAAAAAAAAAACUGAUAUUUUGUCUGCCACAGUUGCUACCAUUGAUUGUGAGGUUGAUUACGUUAAAUAGUUUGUAUAUACUAUACCAAAGUAACCGAAGUGGACCCUAGGCUUAAGCAUUUCGACAUAAGCGAUAACCUGUACGAUUAAAGUGCCAUUAUUCUGAUAAAACUUUUAAUUAAUUUAUUAAUUAAGUAUACGAACGCGAAGGUAAAAUGCAAUUCGACCAAUUUAUUUGCCGUAGGAACGGACAACUCUUAGUUUGGAGACAAAGUGCUACUAACUAAGCUUACUGAUAGUAAUAAAAAUGAUAAUAAACUGCAUCUUUAGGAGUAGAGCAAGCGGUCGACGAUACGCCGACACAGCAUUAUUUCCACUUAAGGUAGAGAAAGGAUACGAGCUACGCUAUAAGCAACACCAAAAUUCUAAACCUUAGAUCUGCGGAUUUUCGAUUGAUCCGGUAGCUGUGAGUGGUUGAGUUGUUACUUCUUCCUGCAUUGAACAAUUCUUAGUGUUGUGUUUGCUCAGUUUGAAUUUCUAAGAUAAGAUACAAGCACGAAAAUUCGAAAGUAAUUAUUAUCCUGUAGAAAUGGUUUAUAGUAGAAUAUUUUCCACUGGUACGAAUA